CCCAAAAAUCCACUGAAUUCUAUCCCGUCUUGAUCACAGCUGCAUCUUUCCACCCACCAAAAUACGGAGAAUCAAAAUCAUUUUGAAAUUCGAAUCCGAAUUUGGUAGAUUUGUUUCAGACUUUGCGAGAGGCAAGCAAUCCGCAGGUUGUGUUUCUGUCUCGGUCUUGGCCUCUCCACUCUUCUCUUCCGUGGCUGGGUUUCACCAUGGAUCCGCCAAUCUCAUGGGACUCCUUGAGAAAGCAGGCAAGGAAGCUUGAAGCUCAACUUGAUGAGCAGAUGCAUUUAUAUCGUAAAUUAGUCAGCACAAAAGUUGACAAUGCCACAGAUAACGAUCUUGAAAUUGGGAUAGAACAACUACUUAAACAGAUCCAACAAGUUAACUCUCACAUGCAAGCUUGGGUCUCAUCUGGAGGAUCUGAAAUAUUUUCACAUACAUUAACUCGCCAUCAAGAAAUCCUUCAGGAUCUUUCUCAGGAAUUUAACCGUCUCCGUUCUAGCUAUAGAGCUAAAAAAGAGCAUGCGUCAUUGCUUGAUGAUUUUAGGGAAUUUGAUCGCACUAGAUUAGAUCUGGAAGAUGAUGGUGGCUCUUACGAUCAAGCACUCCUUAAUGAGCGUGCUUCUUUACACAGGAGCACUGGGCAGAUGGAUGGUGUGAUUUCUCACGCGCAAGAAACUUUUAAGGCACUUGUGUAUCAACGGUCAACUUUUGGCGGCAUUAAUUCAAAGCUUAGUAAUGUCAGUAGUCGGCUUCCAACGGAAUUCAUAAAGUCCAUCCUGAAGCUUUUUGUCCAAAUCCCUGAAGGCAAUCAUCAUCGCUAUCAACAACAAAAACUUAACCCCAAGCGCAAAAGGGUCAAUUUGGACAAAAGCAACAUAGGUGUGGCCAAAGGGGGCCUAGUGCCUACGCAUGAAAGGACAAAGAGGUAAUUUAUAGAGCAAAGGAAACGACAUACUUGAUGUUCGGUCCCAUAUAUGGAAGUGGCGAUGGUUGCAAUCCUCCUCGCCUGAAAAUAUAGACUUUUUGAACUUCCAGACGAUCUGGCCAAGCUGAGCACACAAACUCCAAGGAGUCAGGCCCUUCUUCCUUCUUCCAUAUGUCUACUAGAAAACUAAUAUGAAGCUGCACAUCUUCAGAAGUUCCAUCUCCAGAUUUGGAGAUGGGAACUGCACAAUCGAACAUUGUUACUUCAAUUUUGAUGUCUUCAUCAUCCUGAAACUUCCUCUUUAAGGUAAUCCACUGCUCAGCUGGGUGAUCUUGAACUGUAAAUUCAUUGAAAACUGUAACAUGCUGGAGAAAUACAACAGAGUAGACAUGAGAAACAAGAAAGGACAAUUAUAGACAUCAACGCGUCCUAUGAUCACUUAUCCAGUAAUCAAGACUGCUCAAAAUUUCAAUUGUCUCUAUCCCAAUGCAUUUGUCUAGUUUGACUUUUUUAAAUCAAAUUAUACUAACUUU
Molecule: messenger RNA, 1458 nt
Organism: Cuscuta campestris
Lineage: Eukaryota; Viridiplantae; Streptophyta; Magnoliopsida; Solanales; Convolvulaceae
Source: the annotation of a GenBank genome assembly